AUGAGCGACCAGAUCCGCAUCGUUGGCCUUGCUGGGGAGCUGUGUUCUGUACAGCUACCAGUUGAUGCCACCUUGCAGGAGCUGAAGUCGAAAAUCGACGAUGCCCUGGGAGUUCCCUGCAACCAGCAGCGCCUCAUCCAUGGCUCAGAGGAGCUACAAGAUCUCGGCCCAACGCGGCCGGUGGAGCUGUGCUUGCUGCGCCUAGCCCCUCAACUGGACGAGGAGGAAAAACUGCAGUGGUCGCAGCAGCUGGAGAAGGAUGGUAUGGAGCUUCUCUAUGCCCCUGAAGCAGUGCAAGCAGACAGAGAGCUUGUGAUGACAGCAGUGUGCCAGGCCGGCGAUGCCUUGGCGAUCGCCUCUGAAGAUCUGAGAGGCGAUCGGGAGCUGGUGCUCCAGGCGGUCAGUCAAAAUGGUUCUUCUUUGACGUAUGCGUCCGCAACCUUGAAGAGCGACAAGGAGGUGGUCCUCGCUGCGGUUCGCCAGUGCGGUUUGGCCCUUCGCCAUGCCGCCAGCGAACUGCGAAGGGAUUGGGACGUGGCCAUGGCGGCAGUACGGCAGAACGGCUAUGUGAUCUCAGAUGCCGCGUUCGAUCACAGUUUGCGGGAGGAUGCCCGCAUUGCGCUGACAGCUGUUUCCUACGAUGGCUGUACCCUGAAGCAUGUGGCCGUGAACCUCAGGAAAGAUCGCUCCAUCGUUCUGGCGGCCGUGAAAUCCAACGGCAACGCCAUCCUAUGGGCAGAUCCAAAGUUUCGAUCUGAUCGAGAGGUCAUGCUCUCUGCAGUGCGCUACCAUGGCACUCUCCUGCGCUGCGCUUCCGAGGAGCUUCGCAGUGAUCGCGAUGUCGUAUACCAGGCAGUUCUGGGCCAUGGCUAUGCACUGUCAUACGCAUCACAGUCUCUGCGCGAAGACCAGGAGUUAUCCUCUCUGGCUGCUCGCCCCCAUUGCCACAUUCCGGUUCGGGUUGAAAACGGCAAGAUCAUUUACAUCGAGGCUGCCAAUCUGAAAUCCAACGACUACUAUGAAGUCCUGGGUGUGGCUCGUGAUGCCAGUGAGUCGGAGAUCACGAAGGCCUACAGGAAGCUGGCUCAGAAGCACCACCCUGACAAGAACAUUAACAGGAAGCAGCAGGCGGAGGAAGAGUUCAAAUGUAUCGCGGAAGCGUACGAAGUCCUGACUGACCCCGAGAAGAGGAAGAACUAUGACCAGUUCGGUAAGGAAGGCUUGCAAGGCGGCGGCAAUCCCGGGGCCGCCAACAUGUCUCCAGAUCAGGCUGAGAUGUUUUUCAAGAUGUUUGGUGGUCAACCAGGAGGGGGCACCACCCGCGUGGUUUUUAGUGGCGGACCUGGUGAAGGUAUGGAUGUGGAUGGCAUUGACCUCUCUGAGAUUUUCAUGUCCAUGGGCCUUGGGGGCUGUGGGGGCAUGCGUGGCAUGGGCGGCAUGGGCGGCAUGGGUAGCAACAUGGGCGGCAUGGGCAACGGCUUUGGCUUCGGCGGCAUGCCCGGGAUGAAUGGCAUGAAUGGCAUGGGAGGCAUGGGAGGCAUGGGAGGCAUGGGCACCUCCCACAGUUCUCGCCGAAGUCAGGGCCGUGGGAUCAUCAAAGCAGGUGAGAUGGUGAUCGUUCACAGCUUAAACAAGGCCAAGGAGCACAACGGCAAGCGAGGUCAUGUCAGUGGCUUUGAUGCCCAACGUAGCCGCUACGAAGUCCGCCUUGAGGACGAGCCUCAAGUGAUCCAUGUGCGUCCAGAAAAUUUGACCCAACAGUGCAGCGUGAAGGUGCAUGGUUUGACCAGCAGGCCGGAGUUGAAUGGCAAGACUGGACAAAUUGUGGGCUUUGAUGCACAGAAAGGCCGCUACUCCGUGCUGGUUCAGGGAGGACAUGGUCUUGGAAGUGCCCCAACCUCAGUUUUGGAGGUGAGCUUGCAGGGAAGAAACUGCAUCCUGAAGACUGGGACCUGUGUCCGGCUGUCUGGCCUCAACAAGGCCGAGCUCAAUGGCUCUAGGGCCGAGGUCAUGGAGGUAGAUGUGCCAGCUGGGCGGUACCUGGUGCACCUUCAGAAUGGCAAGCAGAUCAAG
This is a messenger RNA of Cladocopium goreaui, 2073 nucleotides long. NCBI's taxonomy places the organism in Eukaryota, Dinophyceae, Suessiales, Symbiodiniaceae. The record is from the annotation of a GenBank genome assembly.